Penicillium angulare is the source of this 2124-nucleotide messenger RNA. RefSeq names its product acetyl/propionyl/methylcrotonyl-CoA carboxylase subunit alpha. The transcript has 5 exons. NCBI's taxonomy places the organism in Eukaryota, Fungi, Ascomycota, Eurotiomycetes, Eurotiales, Aspergillaceae. The record is from RefSeq and is a predicted model, not a curated record. Gene Ontology annotation, cellular component: mitochondrion. Bases 1 to 2124 code for a protein of 707 amino acids. Gene Ontology annotation, molecular function: methylcrotonoyl-CoA carboxylase activity; metal ion binding; ATP binding.
AUGACCAUUUCAUCCCUUCUCCGCAUCACACCCCGCCUAGCCCCGACCGCGGCCCACAGGACGGUCAGAACAGUGUCCUCGGUAUCAGGCACAAAUAGCACAAAACAAAAGACAUUAGAUUCAAUUUUGAUUGCGAAUCGAGGAGAAAUUGCAUUGCGUGUUGGACAGACUGCUGCGGAACAUGGAAUUCGCGUUACAACUCUUUACACGGAUCCGGAUAGUCGGUCGCAACAUGCGCUAAGUUCGCCUUUUGCGUUUAAUCUCGGCUCUGUGUCGGCCUAUUUGGAUGGAGAUCGGAUUAUUGAGAUUGCGAAGAAAGAGGGUUGCCGAGGGAUACAUCCUGGAUAUGGCUUUUUGAGUGAGAAUUCCGCCUUCGCCCGAAAAUGCACGGAAGCUGGAAUUGUGUUUAUUGGUCCGCCAUGGAAGGCAAUCGAGGAUAUGGGUGACAAGAGUCGCUCCAAAGAAAUCAUGCUUGCAGCAGGUGUCCCCUGCGUUCCCGGCUACCACGGACAUAAUCAAGAUCCUCAAUUCCUCGAAACCGAAGCCGAUAAGAUCAAAUACCCCGUCCUAAUCAAAGCCAUCAAAGGAGGUGGCGGCAAGGGAAUGCGCAUUGCCAGCUCAAAGGCGGAAUUCCAGGCUCAACUAGAGUCAGCCAAAUCAGAAGCAAUGAACUCGUUCGGCGACGAUAAUGUCUUAAUCGAGAAAUACAUCACAACGCCCCGCCAUAUCGAAGUCCAGGUAUUCGCAGAUAAAUACGGAAACUGUGUGGCACUAGGAGAACGAGAUUGCAGUAUUCAGCGAAGACACCAGAAGAUCCUUGAGGAGUCACCGGCACCGCAUCUACCAGAUACCACGCGGAAAGACCUCUGGGCGAAAGCCAGAUCCGCUGCUCUAGCCGUCGGAUAUGAAGGUGCGGGAACUGUGGAGUUCAUUUUUGACAAUGAUAGUGGCGAAUUCUACUUUAUGGAGAUGAACACUCGGCUGCAGGUUGAGCAUCCUGUGACUGAGAUGGUUACAGGUCAGGAUUUGGUUCACUGGCAGAUUUUGGUUGCAGAGGGAUCUCCUCUCCCGCUGACACAGGAGCAAGUGGAGGAAAAUAUCGCUCGCAGUGGACAUGGAAUUGAGGCGCGUAUCUAUGCCGAGAACCCGAAUCAGGGAUUUAUUCCCGAUUCCGGACGCUUGAUUCAUGUGCGAACACCCGCUACAACGGAGGAUGUUCGUAUUGAUGCUGGGUUUGUCGAAGGCGACGAAGUUUCCGCGCAUUACGACCCAAUGAUUUCAAAGCUGAUUGUUCGCGGAAAAACUCGCGAGGAAGCUAUUCGCAAACUCGGCGCGGCGCUGGAACAGUACGAAGUCGCUGGCCCCGUGACAAAUAUUGAGUUCCUAAAGGCUCUCUGCCGCAGUCCUGACUUUAUUGAUGGUGAAGUCGAGACAGGUUAUAUUGAAAAGCACCGCGAAGAGUUAUUUGCGCCAAAGCCUAUCGAAGACGAAGUUCUGGCCCAGGUUGCUCUUGCCUGUCUACACCGUGACUCACACUCGGCUGCUCGUCCAUCUAGCGGGGUUUCCGGGUCCGCAAUUGGAUUCGCUUCAAGUUACAUGCAGCGACAACUAUCAUUUAUUGAAUCGACGGGACCUAACGGCGAUGGCCAAACUCUACAUGUCCGUGUUCAACAAAUAGCAGAUCAGACCUUCAAUGUUGAAAUAGGAGAAAGAGUCUUCGAGCAAGUGGAGAGCCGGAUGGACCCCGUUUCGCAUAUCGUGACAUCUUUCUUCCCACACACCCGACUAGACACAACCGUUGUUCAAGACGAGGACACCGUCAUUGCAUUCCAGCGCGGUGUGCAAUACCGCCUAGCCGUGCCUCGGGCCAAAUGGAUGGAAAAGGCCCUAGGAAUGAAAGAUGUGGCCAACAGUGUGCUUGCGCCGAUGCCCUGCAAGAUCCUGCGGGUAGAUGUUCAGGCUGGUGAUUUGGUUGAGAAGGACCAGCCUUUGGUUGUUAUUGAAAGUAUGAAGAUGGAAACGGUUAUUCGUAGUCCACAACAAGGAAAGAUUGCUCGCAUAGUUCAUAAAGAAGGAGAUCAAUGCAAGAGCGGGACUCCUCUAGUCGAAUUUGCCGAAGAGUAG